AUGGCGUCGACAACCUCUCAAUCACACCCGCUUCUGCAAGCUUCCUCAGCUGCCUACGCCAUUUUGGCGAUCGGCCAUACAAUGAAGGGUCUCGACCAGUUCAAACACCCUACGAUGAACACCCUCCCACUCAUGCUCCGUGGCGCCAGCAAGAUCGGCUGGUAUGAAGGUAGCGGAUUCUUCAUCAUCAUGAGUAUACUUAAUUACAAGUGGUCGGUUACUGGUAUCUACGAUGUGUACGACAAGAGCAUAGCGGGUGUCUUGACUACUAUGCUAGCGGCUGCGGGUGUGGCUUACUGGAAGAGUAAUGAUAGACCUACAGCCAUUACACUGGGUGUUGUUGCAAUCCUGCAGGGACUGGGUGUGAGGAACGGGUCGUAUUCGCACUUUGUCUAG
Messenger RNA from Alternaria atra, 396 nucleotides. RefSeq lists its product as uncharacterized. Bases 1 to 396 code for a protein of 131 amino acids. NCBI's taxonomy places the organism in Eukaryota, Fungi, Ascomycota, Dothideomycetes, Pleosporales, Pleosporaceae. The record is from RefSeq and is a predicted model, not a curated record. The transcript has 3 exons.